ACUUUAAUGUCACAUAGAGAUCUCUGACACAAACACAUCGCUUGUGUUUUAUUUUUUCAGUCAUCGAUUGAAGUAGUUAUGACCCAGCCUUGCGUUAACCCGAAGAACAAUGUAGUUAUCGUACAAUUACACAUCAACUUUCUCGGAAUUCUGUGACGAACGUGAGAGAUACACGUGACUGCCAAAAAUAAAACGUCCACCUGAAAUGACGUUUUACCUUGUUUGUACUGCGGGGGUGAUAGUGAACAGCAUUUGGUCCCAUGUGCGCUUUUUUACGCACUUUAAUAUCUUCGUAUUUCAUCCAUAAUCUAUAAUUUACCUCAAGUAUUAACCAUGUUGUGAAAUGUAUUCGCGAGACGUACUCUUGACAUUUGAAGGGUUAGCUUCCGAACCACCCCCUAAAAGCACAGUGGUAUCGUCCACAAAGCCCGGAAGCUUCAUCCACACACUCUGGUGCAGCAGAAGCCGGUGAAGAAAAGUGGUUGUCUGCUGAAGUUUUACUGAAACAAGAAACAUCUGACAACUCUGACAGAACAAAUAGAUGAUCUGAACACGUUUUCUGUUUGGACGUUUGGGUGGGUUCUCUUUUUGUUUGUUUUUUGCAUUUGGCUUAUUUGAAGACUUUGGACCACCGCUCCCCAUUCCCCCAUCGGUUCUAGAAGAUUUGAAUGGAAAAGGCAGUUACAAGUGCACAAGUAUUUGUAUGUAGCCCAGCUAGCUGUGAAGCCCAUUGAAGGUUCAGUGAUGCCUGUGAAGAAGAAAAGAAAGCUCCCUGAUCCUGAUGAUCAUCAGCAAAAGUGUAAAAUCACAAGCUUCACCCAACAUCCCAUCUGCGCCAAAAAGCCCUUCUCCAGCAAAAAGUGCCUGGCUUGGUUCCACCAGUACGCAGGCCGGGACGAGGUGGUCGGCCCCGAGGGCAUGGAGAGGUUUUGCGAAGACCUUUGCGUGGCCCCCGAGAACGUCAUCAUGCUGGUGUUGGCCUGGCAUCUGGAAGCUGCCAACAUGGGCUUCUUCACCAAAGAUGAGUGGCUCAGGGGAAUGGCGUCCUUACAGUGUGACUGCACAGAGAGGUUGCAAAGCAAACUGGAUGACCUGCAGAGUGAGCUCAACGACUCGGGCCUCUUCAAAAACAUCUACAGAUAUUCUUUUGACUUCGCCAGGGAUAAAGACCAGAGGAAUUUGGACAUGGACACUGCAAAAUCCAUGCUGGCCUUGUUGCUAGGCAGAUCUUGGCCUCUCUUCCCUGUCUUCCUCCAGUUCCUUGAACAGUCCAAAUACAAAGGUGUGAACAAGGAUCAAUGGUACAACGUGUUGGAGUUCAGCAGAAGCAUCCGCACCGACCUCACCAACUACGAUGAAGACGGAGCUUGGCCAGUGCUUCUGGAUGAGUUUGUGGAAUGGCACAAAGCUUGCUCUGCAUUGUAGCAGACUUGAAUGCAACAGCGACUAAGAAAACGGAGGCACUGAUGGACGAUUGUUUUCUCUCACACACACAAACACACAAAGAUGGACUUGUUGUGCAACAAAGUUCUUACAAUUAGGGAUGCCUUUUUUUGAUUGAUUGAUGGUCCCUCAUUUUGUUUAUAGAUAUUCACAAUAAUAAAAAUGAAAUUUG
Molecule: messenger RNA, 1615 nt
Organism: Doryrhamphus excisus (bluestripe pipefish)
Lineage: Eukaryota; Metazoa; Chordata; Actinopteri; Syngnathiformes; Syngnathidae
Product: DCN1-like protein 5
Biological process (GO): protein neddylation
Cellular component (GO): ubiquitin ligase complex
Molecular function (GO): ubiquitin-like protein binding; ubiquitin conjugating enzyme binding; cullin family protein binding
Source: RefSeq, a predicted model, not a curated record